CAAACCCUUCAGUCAGUCAUGGAAUUUCUAUCAGUGUGUGUCUAUGUGCUUGGCCUGGUUGUUGUAGUAGUAUCAGGCCAAGAAAAUGAUGAUGUUCCUAGGAUUCCAAAAUGCUGCCCAUUGGGGCAGUCAAUCAUACCUCAACUUGGUUGUGUUGAAAAAAACUUGACUUUUGUUCCUGAAUUUAAGGAUACAGAACCUAAAAUAGUCGAUUUAGUGAUUGGGGACAGGUGUAAAUAUGGAAAGUAUCGAUUGGAACCAAGUAAGGAUAGUAUGGAUGAGUUUUAUCUCCUUCCAACUGGUUACCUUAAACUUCCAUUUCAUGAAGAAAGUGAACUUUCACCUGAUGAGUAUUGCCUGGAAAGUUUCGAAGAGCCUGAUGGUACAACUAAAGUUCUUCCACUUCUUUGCUUCCCUCCACCACCACCAGACCGUUAUUGGAAUGACUUUGGAAUAAAGCUAUUCCGCAUUGGUUGCCUGAUAUCUAUUCCAUUCUUGAUUAUUACUAUGGCUAUAUAUUUACUCAUAGAAGAAUUGCGAACUAUUCAUGGAAAGAUAUUGAUAUGUUAUUCAUCCUGCCUUGCGAUUGCCUAUGCAAGUCUCUCUUAUGUACAGUUUGAAGGUGACACGUUGGCUCAGAAUGCCUGCAUAAGCAUUGCAUUCUUGAUACAAUUCUUCUUUGUUUCCAGUUUCUUUUGGUUGAAUGUUAUGUGUUUUCACACAUGGCGAGCAAUGACAAGAAGUGAAGUUUUUGCCAAGAAAAGUACAUCAUGCAAACGCACCUUCUUCUGGUACUCAGUCUAUGGCUGGGGUUGCCCUUUUGUCAUCUUGGCAAUCUCAUUAAUAAUGGACCUGACCCCUACGAUUCCUACCUCUUAUAUAAUUAAGCCAAAUGUUGGCCUAGAGACUUGCUGGUUCAAAGAUGAUACUGCAAAACUUUCUUAUUUCUAUGGACCCAUUUCAGUACUUCUAGUGGCCAAUGUUGUGUUUUUUCUUCUCACUAUUUGGUACAUGCACGUGAAUUAUAAGAAGGGACCAUUGAAUAAUAUGAGAGAUGUGGCUAUACAAAUAAUGAUCAACAAAAGAAAACAAAUCUUUAUAGAGUCUGUCCUUCUUUUUUGUGCAAUGGGACUGAAUUGGGUUCUUGAAGUUAUAUCAUGGCUAGUGACAAGCUCCCAAUAUCAAGAUACUGUGCCUCAAUUAUGGAUUUUCAUUGAUACUUUUAACACUCUUCAUGGAAUCAUCGUUUUCCUGGUCUUUGUUGUUCGAGAUUCAAAAGUGAGAAAAUUAGCUCUAGAAAAAUUCUGCUUCAGAUCACAAUAUCGUUCAGUAGAACGCCAUGAUCCACAAAACUCGAAUUUUGUAUAAUUGUCAUCUAAGAUGAAUAUAAAUAUAGAAAAAGUUGUAUUAACUUGCCAUGCACAGCUGAUAGCAAUGCUAUGGCACAAUUAACAACAUUUCAUGAUCAUAAAUAGUCCUUUUACUUUUUAUGAUAAUUCUUAGUUCAUAUGAUUCUUAGAAGUUAUUAAAUUGAAACCAGGAUGACAAUGUUAAUUACCAAUAUACUGGUAAUUAUAUUAAAUUAUAUAGUCAGCUUUUCCCCAUAGCAAACAUAGUUUUGAAAAUUGAACUCGAUUCAGUAUCUUCCAAUGGUGCACAGAAUUUUUUUAAAGAUCAUUCUCUCCGUAAUGUGAACAUUGCAUCUGUGAAAGGAAUUAAAGUUCAAAUUUGUACAUAUAUUCUUUUUAUUGGACUGAUUAGAUAUAGAGCAGAGGAAUUUCAAUUAAUGGAAUGAAUCAAAGAUUUGGAUUUUUGUAAUUUGGAUUUUUAAUAAAAAAAUAUUUUGUAUUAGAAUAGAUCCUUUGUAUAUUUGUCAAUUAGAAUUGUUAAAGGGAAAAGUUGAUUAAUUAUCUGUGAUGAAUUAUUAAAUAGAGAUUUUUAAGCCUAAUAAAUAUUAAAGAAUUUUUUUUCUAAAUAAAAAAGAAAAUUCUUAAAAUUCAUCUGUAUUUUAGUAUUCAUAGUAUUAAAUAUAUUUUCACCUUGAAAUUUGUUGCUAAAUUUAUCUAUUUUAUUUAUUAUUAUUUUUAAUUAUAUGUUCAAAAGUCACUGUUACCUUACAGUAGAAUUGUGGAUGUGAGACUGUUUCACAAUUAUCUUGCAUUGAGGAACAAUAUAGAAUAGCAAAGGAUUUCUUAAGUUAUUGGUAUACCAAAACCAAAAUCUUUUGUUUGGAUUAAGUAUAGCUUUGAAAUAUACUGAGAAUCGAAAUAAGUGGUUACCUUUUUUUUUUAUUUCUUUAAGUUUUCUCAUCAAUUAUAACAGUUAUAUCUUCGUGAUCUAUUGAAAUGACAAUAAUAACAUAUGAAAACAAUUAGAAUCAGAAAAAAAAAAGGUAGCCUUUAAAAAUAAAAUGUAUGGUUUGCGCUUUUCAUAGAAAAUUUUCUAGAUCCACUCUUAAAUUUUACAAUAUUCCUGGGAAGUUGGUAAUCCCUAAAUUUGUUUUAACAGCUCAACCUUAGCUGUUCAAUAAAGUUAAGAUGUGAACUUCAUGAAAACCAAUUUAAACAUAAAGUUUUUGUUAUUUAUCAAGAAAGCGUGUGCAAGAUUUUAUUGAUGACUACUUUUUCUGUUUCUCAGUAUAUAUCUCAUGAAAUAUUAAUUUCUAUAAAUGCUAUAACCAAUAAUUGUAGCCUUAUAAAAUGCAAGGUUUGUUCUAGUUCCUACUGAUCUGAAAUUGGUUUUUAAGAAGAAGUGUUUUGUAAUUUAAAUAAUUUAAGGAAUAUAGGUUGUUUUGUACAUAUUUUAAUAUUUAUUUAUCAUUAUUAGUGUUUAUUUAUUAUUUAUGUUUUCAAUAAUUUUAUAAUGAAUAACUUUAAGAAAACUGUACCUUUAUAUCAUAUGUAUAUAUUUAUAUAAAAAUACUUUAAAAUGAUCUCAUAUAUUUACAUAUGAUCAAUUCCUACCUCAAUAUAAUCUAAAAUGAUACAAUUUUGACUGGUAACACUAGAUGGAAUAUAUAUCUAGGAUUAUAGAGUCAAUGGAAUUAAAUUGC
Molecule: messenger RNA, 3052 nt
Organism: Nezara viridula (southern green stink bug)
Lineage: Eukaryota; Metazoa; Arthropoda; Insecta; Hemiptera; Pentatomidae
Source: the annotation of a GenBank genome assembly